Molecule: messenger RNA, 2256 nt
Organism: Trichobilharzia szidati
Lineage: Eukaryota; Metazoa; Platyhelminthes; Trematoda; Strigeidida; Schistosomatidae
Source: the annotation of a GenBank genome assembly
AUGGGUUCAGUCAAUAGUCACGCUGCCAAUUCAACAACUGGCGGACAGCCAGUAGCAACAACAACAACAGUGAAACAGAUGAGCGUACCAGCUGGUGAUUCAAUGAAAUCAGACAAUUCAUCACAUGGAAGGACAAAUGAAUCACAAUUUUAUACAAAUUUUUGGCAACGUUUAUUUAGAAGAACAAAAAGCUUAGACUCUGAGACUAUAAUCACUCCUGAGACAGAGAAACCAAAUUCACCAUCAAAUAAAUUUCAUGUACAACCGUAUAAGUUGGAGAAUAAUGCAUCCGAACAACACACUACCCCUGUGACGAUAAUUAGACCACCGACGAUGACAAAAUCAGUGGUAACAUCAAGCCUAACCACGCCUACUAGCACUACUACCCCAACACCUAGACCCCUAUCAAUGGAUUCAAGUGAUCUCAGAAAUAAUCCCUAUCGAUUUGAACGUAAACAUACUCCAGAUUAUGGACAUCAUCAAUUUCAAAUCACUUCUCUGUCGAAUAGAAAACAACGACUUAUACGAAGUCAUCAUAGUCAAUAUCAACAGAAUAAUAAUGCUAAUAAUAAUAAUAAUAGUACAACGAUGUCUACUACUGGGAAUCGUAAUUCUUCACCGCCUGCUUUCAUCCAUCCAAUACAAGAAACUAGUGGUGGUGGUAGUGGUGGUAAUUCAUUCGGCAGGAGGAGAGCUUCGUCGAAAAUAGACAUACGUAAUUGUAAUUUAUCAAAACGUGAAUCAAAAAGUCAAAAUUAUCUUCAUUUAGCAGACUCACCAAAAAUGCGGUAUAUAAGAGUAAUGCAUGCCUUUGCCAGUGUACCUGACUUGACAAAGAAACCAAGGAGAAGUGCAUUGAAAGGCAGUCGAAAUAACAGUGUUAAUCGAUUAGUUAGUGAAUGUGAACCUGUGGCAGCUUCACCAAUCCCAAUGAAUUCUGACUCAUUUUCAUUAACCCCACCAACACCAGUUGAAAUACGCCAUUUAUUACAUUUUCAUAAUUAUAAUAAUCAGCAUGCAUCAGAUAUCUCAAAUACACGAAGUAAUAUUAAACCAGUAAUUAAAAUGGAUUCAAUGAAAUCAUCAAAUGAUUCUGAUUGGUCAACAGGAAAAUAUGAGCCAACCAUCAAUGAGAAUGGCAAGUUGUUGAAUAUCGAUGUAAAAAUUGCUUAUAGUAAAUAUUCACCGGAACAGAAACGUACUCAUGAAAGCAGUCGAAGACAUUUUAACUUUGCAAGUGAAUUAUACAAUGAAGACAAUAAUAAUAAUAAUCAUAAUAAUAAUAAUAGUAAUAAUAAUAAUGGAUUUGUACAAACUAUACACUAUCUACAAGAUUUACACGAAGUAUCCGUUAGUCGUAUGGAAGAAUCGAUCGAUGAAGUCGAAGCAUCCUACGACUAUGAUGGUGAUGUCAAUAAAGCUGAUCCUGAGGAUGAGGAGAAAACAGCUGAACAAGUACCAAGAUUUCAUUCUAAGUUACUUCGACGUGAUAGUAUUGAACACUAUCUUGCUGUUAACAAAUUGUCGUCCAAUGCAGUCAAUAAACACAAUGCCCAAUCAUUAGACGAAAACAAACACACCCCGAUCGAUAAAAUCAAUAGUAAUAAUAAUAAUGAUUCAGUCAAUAAAUUAGAUGCAGCACAUGAAAUGAAUUUUGUUGGAAAAGAAUCUGUACAACAGCGCAUAGACGAGGAUAAAGUCAACGACAGUGAUAAAGAAUCCAUCGUCAAAGAGAAUGGCGCUGAGGUCGAUGAUCCUGAUGAAGAAGAUGACGAUAAAAGUAGUGUCAACUCAGUGUCAGUAUCUGAAUCCCUUCGUGAUGAUUAUUCACCGAAGCCCUUGUUGACUGAAGUUCUUUCUCCAGCAUUAUGCGCUGCUGGUUAUGGUCCAGUUGGUCAUCUAUUGACCAGGUGGUUACCACAAAGAAAUUUCUGUGAAUUACUUAUCGGAACUAAUGAAAGUUUAGAUACAUCAGAAGACUCAAAAUGGUGUAGAAGAAAAGAGUUGCUGAAGGAAUUAGCAAGAACUUCAUCUAUGUAUACAGAAGAUAUGACACACGAGAUGUUUAUGUUACGUUUCUCUGAAUUCGUUGAAGUACAAGAGCUGGAACCAUGUGAUCGAAGUGCUGAUAAACCAUGGAUUAGAUUAACACCAAAAGACAAGGCACUUAUACGUAGAGAACUGAAUGAUUACAAGAUGGCUGAAAUGGAUGUCCAUCAAGACAGUCGUCAAUUCACAAGAUUUCAUCCACCAUAA